UUGUCCACUUGGUCAGCUGUGGUUUCAUUUGCGUCUAGAAACUUGAUGCUCUGCUCUGCCAGUGUAGGAGGAGGAAGAAGGGUAGCUAGCAAAGGUGCGCACAGUCAGGAAAGUUAAGAGAGCGAAGUCGCGUGUCACGCAAGGAUCAUCGGGGAAAGUAAUACAUAGUCUGACAACACACUCCAAGACAGAUGGACAGGAAGAAUUUGAAUAUUGUUGUGCAGCCGAGGGAAAAGACCUACGUGUACUUGUGGACCUGCAGCCAGUUCAAGCAAGAGCAAACAGAGUGGGAUGCAGUGAACAGAGUCCUGCAGCACCAUGGAUUCAAGCCAGUCCACUUUGCCGAUCCAAUGGAGAACAAGAACCUUGCAGAUUUGGUCAUUUUGGAGAAGAAGGCUGCUGCAGAGAUCAGGCUGAUGCUGAAGACUAUGGUGACUGAUUCUGAGAGGAGACAAGCCCUGAUCCAGGAGCUCAUCCAGUCCAACAGCCAAUUAAAGGAAGAGGUCCAGCAGCAACAGGCCCGGGCAGCGCAACAGGCCCAACGGGCCGCCGAGCUCCAGGGAGUGUUGGACACAGUAAAGGCUAAAGUCCAGGGUCUGGAGGACAGCUACAUCAACAAAGCUGCGCAGCAGCAUGUCCAAGUCAAGCAGCUGCUGCAGGACCAGAAGGAGGCGCAGGAGCGGCACCAGGCCCUCGAGCAGAAGUUGGCUAAAGAGAGAGAGGUGAUUGCCCAGCUUCAGCAGAAGCUUUACUUUGCUGUGAAGGAGGAGGAGCGGCGAGUGGCCAGGCAGAACCAAGUCUUUCAGCAGAUUCAGAAGAGGUCCAUCCGGCCACAUUCGCCCCUGGACCAGCGGGUGCUGGAUGUCAUAGAUGUCUAUGAAGCCCAGAUCCAUGAGUUACACACAGAGCUGAAGGAUCUUAAAGAAGGCCAUGGUGGGAAAGAUCAGGCUGACCCACAGCCUGACAGAAAAAAUCAAGAGAGCAAUGCAUCAGAUUCCAGAAAAGCACUUCUCAAGUCCUACCAGGAGCAGCUGAAGGAGACCAAGGCCCAGAGAGAAGAACUGAGAGGUGAAAUCCAGCGCUUGAAGCAGGACUUGGAGUACAGGCCCACGGUGAAGGAACUAAAGUCCUACAAACACCAGCUGAGACGGAUGGAGAGAAUUAUCCAGCAGAGCAAGUUGGGUCAGCCAGCCAAGGCAGAUGAAGACAGUGCGGAUGUGCACAGCACAGAACUAGAGAACAUCGAGCGCCUGCAGGCCAACGUCUGCAGGAGGUACCUCAAGAGUGCCUGUCAGGAACUGGAGGUCCAGGAUUUGACUCAUCUUGUUCCAGCCAUUAAAUUAAGGGCUAGACAGGCAGAGUCUUGUCUUAGACUUGUGAAGAUUCUCAGCGCCAUCAAGACAACCCUGAGCAGUCCCAGAGCUCCGGUGCAACUGCUUAAGCAGAAACCCAGCCGUCAGUCACAUAAUGGGGAUGGACAAGAUGUGGAAUUUGAGGAGCUCCACCCAGUGGUGGAAAUGUGGGCGGAGCAACUAAGCUCUCUGAAGGAGCUGCAGUGUGCAAUGAAGAAGCUGAUGCAGAGGCUGUUGCCCUGGCAGCCAAUAGAGGACAGCAGUAGCCCCCAAGAGGGGGUAAGAGUGGAGGAGCUGCUGUUGAUGGUGGACACCCUGCUGGAAGAGACAGCAAAAAGCGACUCCAAGGAAAUGCAGAGUCCCACCAAACACUCUCUCAAGUCAAUGGUGUCCCACUUCCAGAAGCUGUUUGACGUGGCCUCUCUCAGUGGAGUGUACCCUCGCAUGAACGAGGUCUACACCAAGCUGGGGGAGAUGACCAAUGCCAUGAGAAACCUUAGGGAUGUCUUGGGCAUGGAUGACCGAGCUCCCCCUAGUGAGGUAGUGAAUCAGGUGGCACAGGUAACAUCCUCCAUGGGCCUUACCACCAGCCAAGAGCUGCACAACCUGCUGGGAACUAGCGACAUCGACAGCAUCAUCACAAAGCUGGAGGAGCAUGAGGAGUUCUUCCCUGCAUUCCACGCUCUGGUUCAGCAGCUGCUGCAGACUCUAGAUAUCCAGUGCCUGGAUGACAUUUUGCCUGCAGUGUGCCAGUUGAAAUCCAGGACAGACUGAUUGAACAAUGUCACUGGAUAAAGUGGUGGUGUGGAUGCUUGAUAAUGUUGUGGCAUUUCAUGUUAAGGGGCUGUAUGUGCUAUUAGAAAACAACUUAUAAAUAUGUUGC
Messenger RNA from Megalops cyprinoides (Indo-Pacific tarpon), 2235 nucleotides. It is a transcript of the gene cep70, whose product is annotated as centrosomal protein 70. Gene Ontology annotation, molecular function: gamma-tubulin binding. Bases 192 to 2126 code for a protein of 644 amino acids. Gene Ontology annotation, cellular component: centrosome. NCBI's taxonomy places the organism in Eukaryota, Metazoa, Chordata, Actinopteri, Elopiformes, Megalopidae. The transcript has 17 exons. Gene Ontology annotation, biological process: cilium assembly; regulation of microtubule cytoskeleton organization. The record is from RefSeq and is a predicted model, not a curated record.